AUGGCGACUCAGAGUGGUCUAACCCGCCGUCGGGGGGCAGGGAGGAGUACGGGCGACGCCAGUGAUGGCAGUCGAGUGACAUCUCCAUCUCCCCACAAUGGAUCCGAUAACCGCGUACCUGAGACGUCGUUCAUCGGAGGAGAAAACGGGCACAAGAUUGCCUUUGAUCCGCGAGAUAUCAGCGAGAGCGCUGACAAGGUCAAGCAGCCAAAGUUGACGUUAAUGGAAGAGGUGCUAUUGCUAGGGAUAAAAGAUAAGCAGGGCUACUACUCCUUUUGGAACGAGAACAUUUCGUACGCCUUACGGGGAUGUAUUGUGAUCGAGCUGGCUUUCCGUGGCCGGAUCAGCAUGCAAAAGGAUUCUUCACGACGCCGCUUCCCGCUUGCUGAUCGGGUCAUUGAGGUUAUUGACGACACAUUGACUGGAGAAGUCUUGCUGGACGAGGCAUUGAAAAUGAUGAAAUCAAGCGAGAAGAUGAGUGUUAGCUCGUGGAUUGAUCUUAUGAGUGGCGAAACCUGGAAUUUAAUGAAAAUCGGCUAUCAGCUUAAACAAGUACGAGAAAGGCUUGCAAAGGGCCUUGUCGAUAAAGGUGUCCUUCGCACUGAGAAACGAAACUUCCUGCUCUUCGAUAUGGCCACCCACCCUGUCGCCGACAGCGCUGCGAAGGACGAUCUAAACAAGAGAGUUCGAAAUAUCUGUAGCAGCCGCACUGUCAUCUUACCUCCAACUCAAUUCCUUCCCAACGAUGUUGAAUUCAGAUAUUUGAGGACUAUAGCCAUGGUCUGCGCAGCUUAUGCCGCUAAUGUUCUUGAAAAUUGCCUCGUUACGAUGAACCAUGAUGCACGAGAAAGAGCAUUUGCUCAGGUGGAUGAAUUACUUGCUGACUAUUCGCAAUGGCCGUUUUCAUUAAGGACAGGUGGUACACAAGGAAUAGGGGCGAAUUUGGCUCAGGCAGUCAGAGAAGAGCUUGACAAAGCCAAAGAUAGGGAGCUUCAAUUAGAGGUUGUGGCAGCAUGCCUAAAUGUGUUUACUCGUCUUGAUUCCCUGCUCUGAGCGUGAAACUUUUAUUCUAGAUUUAUGUGCCUGAUACCUUUUUUGCCUUACCAGCACCUCGUACUUGUGUCUUGUAUCUAUCUCUAGGCCCAUCUUUCUGUCCGUGGCCUACACUUACGACCCGCCCGCCAAACCACCUACCAUUCCGCAUCAGAAACCAGAGAUGAGACGGGUCGUCUGGUCCCGAAUGCCGCUCUCAUCCUAUAGCAGCCCUCUAUCUAAUUGUUCAUCCGUCUAAUGGGCCACAGUUAAAGCGAUCCCUCUGAGAAAUCAUGGGAAAUAUGACACAAAGCUGAUUAUCUGGGCCUUUGUCUUGUCUAUCCUGUUUCUAUACUGGAGACUGCUCCUGAGACCGCAUAUGCCCUUCCCGUUUUUUUUUUUUCUUUCUUUCUUUCUUUUUUUUUUUCUCCUCUGCUUCUUCUAUAUAAGUUCUCGCUCUUCUUUUCUCUCUAAUCCUUGUUCGAUUAUUAGGGUAAUUUUAAAUUGCACUUUUGAAUUUCCUUUUGCCAUUAUUCGUUCAUCUAUAUUUUGUUUGAUAUGCUCUGAAUUUGGCGGAUUAUUUCCCGGCAUACCUUUCCGGAUCCAAGAAAAUGGAAGACUCACUAUGGAUAGAGCGUGACAUUAAUGAACCUUUGCCAUUAUC
Molecule: messenger RNA, 1696 nt
Organism: Coccidioides immitis RS
Lineage: Eukaryota; Fungi; Ascomycota; Eurotiomycetes; Onygenales; Onygenaceae
Product: vacuolar protein sorting-associated protein 74
Exons: 4
Coding region: 1-1053 (350 amino acids)
Biological process (GO): Golgi organization; Golgi vesicle budding; Golgi to plasma membrane protein transport
Cellular component (GO): cytosol; trans-Golgi network; Golgi cisterna
Molecular function (GO): phosphatidylinositol-4-phosphate binding
Source: RefSeq, a predicted model, not a curated record